AUGUCAACUCCGAAGUUCAACUCCAAAUCGCCCACCAUCCGUCGUAUCCUCCGCGAAGCCCAAGAAAUAUCCGCUUCGCCCUCAUCCGAUUACACAGCCACCCCGCUCGAAUCCGACCUGUUCGAGUGGCACUUUACCCUUCGCGGGCCCCCUAAUUCGGUCUACGCCGACGGCAUCUACCACGGCCGCAUCGUUCUCCCACAAGCCUACCCGCUACGACCUCCAUCCUUCCGCUUCGUCACACCUUCCGGGCGUUUCGAAGCCAACCGCGAGAUUUGUCUUUCCAUCAGUGGCCACCACGAAGAGACAUGGCAGCCCGCCUGGGGAGUACGCACUGCGCUGGUCGCAUUACGUUCCUUCAUGGAGACAGACCCCAAGGGACAGCUGGGCGGUCUGGACGCGACCGACGAUGUCCGCAGGCGCAUGGCGACUGAGUCGAGGGCGUGGAAAUGUCAGGCCUGCGGAAAGACGAACGAGGAGAUCAUUCGGGAGUGCGAAGAAGCGGCCAAGGAACAUGAAGGGGAAGGGCAGACCGAGGUGGAGGUGCCGAGUGAUCUGAAGAUGGGUUGGCGGGACGAGAUGGACAAGAACAGCAGCAAUGCGGCGGCAUCAGGGUCUAGGGCGCAACAAGAUGAGGAGGAUGCUGAAAGUGCAGAGCUGGCCGGGGGAUUUGUACAGACGGUGCCUUUGCCGCCGGCGCCUCAGCCCGAGACGGCAAUGACUUCAUCUUCUUCCUCGAUCCCAGCGCAACCCGGGCAGGGUGUGCCACAGCCGACGAGGACGAUCCCUCUGCCCGCACAGUUCAAUCCUCGCCCUCAGCUUAUGAUGCAGCACCGUCAACCACCGCAGGUCAGGGUUAGUAACGACGAGGUGACGUUCUGGAUCGACCGACUGAUUGUGGUUCUAUCCAUCGCCCUCGCUGCCAUGAUCCUCAAAGUCUUCCUGGCAUAG
This is a messenger RNA of Sordaria macrospora k-hell, 951 nucleotides long. RefSeq lists its product as uncharacterized. NCBI's taxonomy places the organism in Eukaryota, Fungi, Ascomycota, Sordariomycetes, Sordariales, Sordariaceae. The record is from RefSeq and is a predicted model, not a curated record.